Molecule: messenger RNA, 2512 nt
Organism: Cornus florida
Lineage: Eukaryota; Viridiplantae; Streptophyta; Magnoliopsida; Cornales; Cornaceae
Exons: 6
Coding region: 114-2189 (691 amino acids)
Biological process (GO): regulation of gene expression
Cellular component (GO): cytoplasm
Molecular function (GO): mRNA binding
Source: RefSeq, a predicted model, not a curated record
CUACAAAUUACAAACGCGUGCCAAAUCCCAAUCCUCACACUCACUCGAAUCUUCACGCUUCUCUGCCUAGGGUUUUCACAACCCCCCAUCUAUCUCUCUCUCUCGACACACCGAUGGCCGAGGAGUUACAGUACUCGUCCGGCAACGAUUCUGCCACCAACAAGAGGAAGUAUGAGGACCAGCUGAUGACGCCUCCGUCGGCCGGUACACGACGGCCCACCGGCUUCUCUGCUCCGAUCUCGUCGCAGUCGCCGGAUUCCGGCAAUCCGCCUUCUUCUUACAACAGCGUUCCACCACCGGUCGAUGAAAUCCAGCUGGCGAAGCAGAAAGCGCAGGAGAUCGCCGCUCGUCUUUUCAACAACGCCGAAGCGAAGCGUCCGAGGGUUGAGAAUGGUGGUGGUGGUUUCGAUUCGAACGAUGUUAAAGGUUUCAGCUCCGUUCCGACUGAAUUUGGGCAGAAGCCUAUGAUUCCGAAUAUGACUCCUUCAUCAAUACCGGUUUCAUAUGGUUUCCAGACAAGCAAAAAGAUUGAUAUUCCGAAUGGCAGGGUUGGUGUGAUUAUUGGCAAAAGUGGAGAGACUAUCAAGUAUCUUCAGCUGCAGUCUGGAGCUAAGAUUCAAGUAACUAGGGAUAUGGAUGCAGAUCCUAAUUCCCUAACUAGGAUGGUCGAGCUCACGGGUACUCAGGAGCAAAUAGACAAAGCUGAACAGUUUAUAAAUGAUGUUCUUGCGGAGGCUGAAGCAGGCGGUUCUGGUAUAGUUUCUAGAAGGGUAACUGGACAACAAGCUGGGUCUGAACAAUUUGUUAUGUUUGUUCCAAACAACAAGGUUGGUCUUGUAAUUGGCAAAGGAGGCGAAACCAUAAAAAAUAUGCAAGCCAGUUCAGGAGCACGUAUUCAGGUGAUACCUUUGCAUCUGGCUCCAGGUGACACAUCAACAGAGAGGAAAGUACAGAUAGAUGGCACCAGUGAACAGGUUGAAACUGCGAAACAGCUGGUCAAUGAAGUAAUCAGUCAGAAUUCCCGUAUGCGAAAUCCAGCAAUGGCUGGAGGAUAUCCUCAGCAAGGUUACCAAGCACAAGCUCCCACAAGCUGGGCCUCUUCUGCUCCUCAAAUGCAACAACCCGGUUAUGGUUAUGCACAACCUGGAGCAUACCCUGGACCAUCACCACAAUAUGGCAUGUCUCAACCACCAUACACUGGUUAUCCUCAACAAGCUACAUCUGGUGGAUAUGCUACUGGCUGGGACCAGACAGCUGCCCCACCAAACCAGCAGACUGCUCAGGGGGGUGGUUAUGAUUACUACAGCCAGCAGCCGCCUCAGCAACAAGCCUCUGGUGGGUCAUCAGCCCCUGCAGAUAAUACCAGUUAUGGAUACAACCAACCACAGGCUUCUGGCUAUAAUCAACAAGGGCAAGGGUAUCCUCACAACGGUUAUGGUGGGUAUAAUGCACCUGCUGCCCAACCUGGUUAUGGACAGCAGCAGCCAAAUCCUCAUACAGGGUAUGAUCAGCAGCAUGGUUAUAAUUCUACUACUGGUUAUGGUAAUGUGACCAACCCAACACCGGACGGUCAGGCACCUUCGUAUGGAGCUCAAGGGGAUACCAACCAAGCACCUCCACCUGUUCAGUCAUCUACGAUGGGCCAACAAGGAUACAGUGCUGGUCAGCAGCCUAGCUCCAGCCCUGCUAGUUAUCCGCCUCAAGGAUCUACCCAGCCAGGUUAUGGAGUGCCGCCAACAUCCCAGACAGGUUAUGGGACUCAGCAGCCUACUGGAUAUGCCCCUAACUACGGAACACCUCAGGCUCAGAAGCCUCCAGCCAAUCAAACAGCUUAUGGGCAGGCCCAACAGUCACCAGGUGUCCAAGGAGGCUAUGCCCAGCCUGGGUAUCCCCAUUCUCAGCCAGCUCCUACUCAAACUGGUUAUGCUCAAACGGAUUCCGGUGCCCAGCGAGCUCCACCCUCUGGGUAUGGCACUGCAACAGCUCAACCAGGAUAUGGAGCCCCACCUUACGGUGCUCCGCCAGUCGCUCAGCCAGGUUAUGGGCAGCAGCAGCAGCCACCACCAUAUAACAGCUCUUACGGUGGUGGUUAUUCACAGGUUCCAGCAUAUCCUACUGAUGGCAGUGCAGCUCCAGCUUCUCAGGCUGUGCAGUCUGGCAGUGUUGCCAAGACCUCACCCCAGGGUUGAUGUGUGGUGAGUGGGUUAUGGUUAAGUCAUUACUUGUGCUUGUCAGUGUUUCUGUAUGCCUUCCAUAUAUUGAAUCAUGAGGAUAGCUUAGUGAUAUUGAGUUAAUUUUCGAUUCUUAUUGUUUGUUUUGGUCCGGACUUCGUUCAGCUGUUAUAGUUAAUGAUUCUGCAUUGAGUACUUAGAUGAAGAACUGGUUGACAUUUUAUUGUGUUACAUGUUAGAGCUUUCGGGUAUUGGUCGGUUGCAAGCGCUCGAUUGAUCAACUAUUCUGAAAUUGCAAACAAGGAUAAAAUGUGACUAUUGGUUGGUUUUCAUUUUUCUUA